This is a messenger RNA of Kockovaella imperatae, 735 nucleotides long. RefSeq lists its product as hypothetical. The transcript is spliced from 2 exons. The coding region runs from base 178 to 669 and encodes 163 amino acids. The record is from RefSeq and is a predicted model, not a curated record. Lineage: Eukaryota; Fungi; Basidiomycota; Tremellomycetes; Tremellales; Cuniculitremaceae.
UUUAUAAUGAAUGGAACCUAGAUCUAAGGUCCGAAGUGGGUCAAGGUGGCGUCGAGCAUGAUGCAAUAUUGACAAAGAUCUGCACGCGUAUAUAUAUAGCCUAUAGGGUGGGGACCCUGACGAACAUUGCUCAUUAGGUACGACGUGAAACUGCACGCACACCAAUCGUUCCCAGUCAUGACCUCCUCAACUUCCUCCAACCUCCUCAUUCCCAAUCUGAGCCCCAGAGAAGCAAUCACAGAUGCCAUCUAUCGCGCCGUCACGGCCAUAGAUUCCAACGAUGCAGAAUUAUGGGCAACAGCUGCGUCUAAGGACAUCACAUUCGAAUUCAAACCCGGCGACAGGGCUCUAGACUAUGAUGCGCUAUGGGCUUUCGUGACGAACAAAUUUCAUGCUCAUUUCCUUGUACAGGACACGACGCACAUCACUAGCAACAUUCGCAUCUUUUAUACCCCUGGCCAGACAACCGCGAGGGCAACUUUCCACAGCAUGAAUCAACAUUACAAUCUCGGUACUGGAGGAGACCUCGGCGCUCCACACUUCCUCGUCGCGGGUCUGUCUGCGGUCGACUUGGUCCAGGAUACGGUGGACGGAGUAGAGGUCUGGAAGUUCAGGAAGUGGGUAUUGAACAGGAGUUGGGUCCAAGGCGACUUUAGUGUGCUCCAAUGAUCCCCCACUGUGGAUCUUCACACCUUACAUAUGAUACAGAUGAAUUCAGAUCUCGAAGCCAGAAAG